AUGUGGGGAGACGAGGAGCCUUUGGAUGUUGGGAGAGGGAAAGCCUUGGAAGUUUUAGACGACCAGGAGGCCUUGGAUGGAGGAGACAAGGAGGCAAUGGAUAUGGGAGAACGAGGAGGCUUUGAUAUGGGGGAGAGAGGAGGCCCUUGGAAUGUUGGGGUGACUAGGAGGCUUUGGAUGUGGGGAGACCAGGAGACCUUGGAUGUGGGAGAGGGGAGGGCCUUGUAUGUGGAGAGACGGGAGGCCUUUGCUGUGGGGAGACCGGGGAGGCCUUGGAUGUGUGGAGGACGGGGAGGCCAUGGCUUCUGGGGAGACGAGGAGACAUUGGCUGUGGUAGAGGGAGGCCUUGGAUGUGGGGCGACGGGAGGCCUUGCUGUGGGGAGAAGAGUUAAGUUUCCUCAGCGUGGGUACCCGGGGCAUAGUGUAAUGUUUUACUCAGUGUUGGUUAAGUGUGCUUCAUCUUCCCAGCUGAAACACAGUGUUGGUAUGACAACAGAAGGUGUGUACUACGGCACCUGCAUCUCCCUGAUCGCGUUCAACAUCGCUCUCUCAGUGAUCGUCCUCAACCUCAACGUAGUGGGUCUGAGAGGAUACCAUGUGCCUGUGUUCCUCAGGGUCGCGACCCUCUUCGUGGCCCGCGCCAUCCUCGUCAAGAUCCCAGCCGUCGUCAAGAAGGCUUGGGACGUCGAUGAGCAAAGCAAGAAAAUCACACCAGUGCAGAAGCUGAAGACAGCAAUGAACAAGGACGGUGACAAUAUGGUGAGAGUGUUUGUGGUCCAACCCCAGCAUGCCAAGUCUCCUAAACUAGAAGACAAGAAGGAAAGCAAGCAGUUCCCUGAGGAUGAGCUGGAUCCACAUGUGCUCACAGAUCCCUUCCAGCGGCGAGCCAUCGCAGCUUUGGAGUCCAUAAAUAAGAUUUUAUCUCAAGAAGCGGCUGACAGAGACCACGCCACGAAGAAGAACGACUUGGUGGAGGAGUGGAAGUUCAUCUCGCGUGUGAUGGACCGAACACUCUUCAUCAGCUUCACUCUCCUCACCUUCUUCUUCAACAUCAGUAUCCUCACCUCCUCUCCUUUCAGGGAGAGGUUCGACUACUGCCCUCUCGGCGACAAAGGGGAGUGUGAUAAGCUCACGUGGGAAGAAAUCAUUGAGAUCACCAGCCACGCUGCCACUGACACUCACUUCUCCGAGGGGGAUAUGUCACAUAACUGGGGAGGAGAGCAUGGCUCAUCCCACGUCCUUCACAAUGACUAUAUUGUAAACACCUUCCAGAUCCCAGAGGUGGCUUACGACGGUUUCGACGAUAUGCCGCCACACGACGCUGCCGCCCCCGUCUCCGCCACUCAUGGUAUGAUUGGCUCCUCAGUGAUAAAGAGAAUAGAUUCACCUGACCAGUAUGAUGAAGGCGACAGCCUAGAGGAAGAGAAUGACCUCAGCCUGACCCCCAAAAGCAAUCCCAGUACCUCUCCCAAGAAUCACCUCAGCCCCACCUCCAGGAGCGACCCCAGCACUACCUCCAGGAGUGACCCCAGCACUGCCUCUAGGAAUGACUCCAGCACUACCUCCAGAAGUGACUCCAGCACCAAUUCCGGGAAUGGCUCCAGCACUACCUCCAGCAGUGACCCCAGCACCAUCAAGAACAAGCGAAGCUCCAAUUCUAGUAGCCACCCUAACACCACCGUGAACCACCACAGCUCCAUUUCCAGGAACGAAUCCCCCACCACCACCAAGAACCGUCCUGGCGAGGUUUGAACCCCUGCCUACAACACACAUGUUUAAUACUCUGUGGAAAGCAGUACAUGGGAAAGGCGGCUAGAAAAUAGCAGAAGGCCUUGUAGUGUGUAUACAGUACACCGAGGCAACUAUCAAGCUACCUCUGCUUCUGUCUGGACUCGAGAUAGUUAAGACAAGAACCCUAUAGCUUCCUCGUCGCCAUCUACUUCCUCCAACUAUAUUACCAACUUGGAAGCAUAUCUCAGUAAGUAACGUGAAAAAGUGUUUAACAGGAAAGGUGGAAGAAGUAUUUGGAUAUCUACUAUUACUACAAUUACUUACAACUAAUACAAUUACUUGCUACUAACUACUAUUACUUACUACUACUAAUACUCUUAAUACUAUUACUGCUACUACUUUGCACCGGGUAACCCACGAUCAUCCGGUUGUCUUUCGUACUUAGUGAACUAACGUCAGGUUGUAAUAGCCACAGUAAGCUCAUCUAAUCAGCCCUUACAUUGUUAGUGGUUGAUUCCAAUACUGCAAAAUGUUUGUCCAGUCAGUUAAUUAUGAACUGAAUUUAUUUUGCACUUACAACUUCAGAAGACAGUCUGUUACAGUAUUCUGUAACUCUGGAAAACCUUCCUUCACAUUUAUGUUGCACUUCUAACCUUGGAGUUCAUCCCGUUGUUUCACCUCAUUGAAUCACUUUUGCACGUAAAUUUUUUUUGUGCUAGAGUAAGCUUUCUUUUUAUCUUAAAGGUUCUUAAGAGAUAUCAGAAUUUCAAUUUUCUAAGAGAGAGCAGGUUCAGUGCAUCGAGUUUUUCUUCACAUAGUUUACUUUUCAAUAAUUAAUAAAGUUAUGAGUUUC
Molecule: messenger RNA, 2584 nt
Organism: Cherax quadricarinatus
Lineage: Eukaryota; Metazoa; Arthropoda; Malacostraca; Decapoda; Parastacidae
Source: RefSeq, a predicted model, not a curated record